UCACGUCUUUCGUCGCGCUACGCAAAUACGCGCUCGUCCGUCUGCACUCUGCCGUCAUUGCGGGCGCUUAAUCAGAUUUGACGUUUCGGCAGACGGAACUUGGUGCGGAGUGAGAAUACCUCGUCGUGCAUUCAAUUAACGUUAAUUUGCAAAAUGAACAGGCUCUUCGGACGUGCUAAACCCAAGGAACCGCCGCCAAGCAUCACCGAUUGCAUCGCGGGGGUUGACAGUAGGGCGGACUCUGCAGAAAAGAAGAUAGCGAAACUGGACGCGGAGCUGAAGAAGUACAAAGAUCAGAUGGUCAAGAUGAGGGACGGGCCGGCGAAGAACGCGGUGAAGGCCAAGGCUCUGCGCGUGCUGAAGCAGCGGAAGAUGUAUGAGGCCCAGGUGGACAACCUGCGCCAGCAGGCGUUCAACAUGGAGCAAGCGAACUACGCCACGCAGACGUUGAAAGACACCCAGGCGACUGUGGUCGCUAUGAAGGAUGGCGUCAAGCAAAUGCAAAAGGAAUUCAAAAAUAUCAACAUUGAUCAAAUCGAGGAUAUGCAAGAUGAUUUGGCAGAUAUGUUGGAACAAGCUGACGAGGUGCAGGAAGCGAUGGGUCGCAGCUACGGAAUGCCAGAAAUUGACGACGACGAACUGGCGGCGGAACUGGAGGCUCUCGGCGACGACCUCGCUUUGGACGAGGACACUACUUUCUUAGACGAUGCUAUUAAAGCACCCAGUGCACCAGACAAAGAACCCGGAGCAAGUUCUGUCAAGAACAAGGAUGGUGUUCCAGUGGACGAGUUUGGCUUGCCACAAAUACCUGCUAGCUAAGUUUAAAGAAUACAUCAAAAUUUAUAGAUAAGGCAAAUGUUAAGCUUAAGAAUAUUCGCAUGCAUGCCCAAAGACAUACGAUCCUCUUCAAGAACAAAAUAAUACAGCUUUUCUAAUUGACACCCGCGCAGCACAAAUAAUGCUCUAACAAUUUUUUGUUGACGUAACUUGCGCAGAUAUUUAAUUUACAAUUAGUUCCGUAUCAAUAGAUUUUUGUUACUGUCUUCAAAGUCACUAUUUUUAUUAAAUUAGUAUUAUGUUGUACAUAUAUAUUAAUAAAUUAAUAAAUAUAUUGAUUAUAAAUA
Messenger RNA from Wasmannia auropunctata (little fire ant), 1124 nucleotides. RefSeq names its product charged multivesicular body protein 5 (gene Vps60). The transcript has 4 exons. The record is from RefSeq and is a predicted model, not a curated record. NCBI's taxonomy places the organism in Eukaryota, Metazoa, Arthropoda, Insecta, Hymenoptera, Formicidae. Gene Ontology annotation, biological process: late endosome to vacuole transport via multivesicular body sorting pathway; vesicle budding from membrane. The coding region runs from base 154 to 819 and encodes 221 amino acids. Gene Ontology annotation, cellular component: multivesicular body.